Messenger RNA from Batrachochytrium dendrobatidis JAM81, 1473 nucleotides. RefSeq lists its product as uncharacterized. The transcript has a single exon. The record is from RefSeq and is a predicted model, not a curated record. Bases 1 to 1473 code for a protein of 490 amino acids. NCBI's taxonomy places the organism in Eukaryota, Fungi, Chytridiomycota, Chytridiomycetes, Rhizophydiales.
AUGUUAUUUGUCACUCUAAUUCUGUUGAUAAUCUGCGUUGUAAAUGCAACUCCCGUGUCGUUGGCUAGAGCUUCUAGGUUCAAAGGGCUUGCCAACAAAGUAAAACAUGUAAACCGAUUUAUAAAUAUUCUUAAAAUUCGUCCAUAUCUCCAAGAUCAAACGCCGUCACCUGAAACCAUUUUGCAAUGGUACGAUCCGCUCAAAGGCCGUGAUUCGAUUGUCGUGGCUGGAAUGAAAAUCACUGCAAACGUCCCAUCUGUCAAUCUCGACAAUAUCCAAAGCCUUUUGUCUAUUAAAUGUAACCAAGAUCGAGUUACGAUGGUGCUUACUGAACCACUGCCAAGCAUCAACUGGAAAGUCCAAAAAACCCUGUUGGUGAUUGGAUCGCAACAUGGCUGUGGAGUUGGCAAUUCAGCCGAGCAGGCUCUACUUCUUGCUACCGACUGGAUGCUUGACGCUCAACGAAAAAUUGUCGUGUUUACAACCACUAACCCAGAAAAGGCUGGUGUUACUGGCAGUUUUGAAAUUCUUGCACUUCCUGGUGUCGAAAGCAGCCAGGGUGGUGGUAUCACUACUGAUGAUAUUUCUAAUGGUCAAGCUAGCACCCAUUUACUGCAAAAGCGUGGUCGAGUAUCCAAACCAAAUGCCAAAACUGUUGGUAUCGCACUCAACUUGGAUCUGAAAGCCAGUCCAUCAGUCGAACUUAACCCAGCAGAUGUAGGUGGUGUAUUCCGAGUCGGCUGCAAUCCAUGUGGCAUCAAAGCACAAACAACACUUUUAUUUCGUGCAGCCGGUCGACUGUUCAAAAAGCCAAAAUAUUCAUUGACCUGGGAAGGUGACAUAGACAUGUAUGCCAUGCUGUCGUUUGACAUAGGUGUCAGAUUAGACAAACGAUUGGUUUCCAUUCCAAUUUUUGAGUACCCACUGACUCCGAUAUACAUUCCUGGAGUGCUGUCUCUUGGCCCUAAGCUAGUUUUUGAGUUUAACAUGGAUGCGAGCAUUUCGGCUGAAGUUCGAUCAAAAGCAAAUCUGACCGUGUCCUAUUCCAACUUUGAAACCAGCAUUGCAUCUAAUGAAAAAAACACAUACCGCGGAUUCAAUCCUGUAUAUACUAGCAACGUCGAAGCCGACAAGCUUGUUGCUGAAACACGACUGGAAUUUGCACUCACCCCAAAACUCAAACUUGCAGCCGAAGUGUUUAAAUUUGAUCUUUUGGAAACGUCACUGUCGAUUGCAAACAAAGUUGGCAUCAACUUUGGUAUCCAAAAAGACAUAUCAAACCUUGAAAACAUCAAACGACUCGACUCUGGUCCGACUUCAUUCGAUGUAAAUUUAUCAGUUGAUGUUGGCAUGUCACUCGACGGUGAAAUCUUUGGAUUCUCAAAAGUCUUGUACACUAUUUUUACAAAAACCAUUUUUGAACGGCGCUAUACUGUCAACAAGAGCAAAACACUUGCAACUACAGGUCCUUGA